UGGGAGUUAAGAUGGAGGAGGUGGAAGCCUCAACAAGAUAUGCAUCUGAUAGUGCAAGAUUGACUCAGACUACUGGUGGGAGCUGUGGCAUAUCAUGUGAAGGAAUUUGUCACCAUGGGCUGGUCCAGGAUGAUUCGGUGAUAGACGAGGAGAAGUCAACACAUGAGUUUGGUACAGAAAAUGUGAUUAUUGAUAAGGAAUACUCAGUAGCCCCCCCAUAUGACUGUAGUAAGAGGGAAAAGGAAUUACAUCUAUAUAGCUGUGAUUUCUGCCAACAGAACUUUCCUUCAAAAUACAGACUCAUAAUGCAUGUGUUUAUGCACAUUGAUGGCAUGCAACCACCUUUGUAUGUUUGUAAGUGGUGUGGUGAGGUAUUUCACAGUAAGGUUAGUUUGAAAACACAUUUGAGAAUGAGAGAGAAUUAUCAUGGCUUAACUGCUUGCCACCAUGAAAAAUAUGACUAUAGUGAUGAGCAUCAAAGCAGUAUCUUCUUGGAUAGUGAGCCAGAAGUUUCUGUUACAGAACACAUUGAACAGUCUUCAUAUAAGGAAACGUGGAAAACUUCAAAGAAGGCCUCUAAUGACAUGUGUAACACACACAAGACAAAUGAUGCAAUAAGUGCUUAUGGAAUUUUAUCUACAGCUGUUAAUGUCAGUGCCCAGGCUGAUCUACAUAUUGCAAACAGAACCAACAAAUGUGGUAUUUGUGCCAAAUGGUUUGCUAGGUCAGGCGAUCUGAAGACUCAUUUAUUAAUUCACACUGGAAUGAAAGUUCACAAAUGUGAGAUUUGUGGGAAAUCUUUUACUUUGUUAGGCAGUCUCAAGAAGCACACAUUAAUUCACACUGGAAACAAACCUCACAAAUGUGAGAUUUGUGGAAAAUGUUUUGCUAGAUCAGAUUGUCUCAAGACUCAUGUAUUAGUUCACACUGGAAAGAAGCCUCACAAAUGUGAGAUUUGUGCAAAAUGUUUUGCUACGUCAGGUUGUCUCAAGACUCAUGUAUUAAUUCACAGUGGAAAGAAACCUCACAAAUGUGAGAUUUGUGGAAAAUGUUUUACUACAUCAGGUUAUCUCAGGACUCAUGUAUUAAUUCACACUGGAAAGAAACCCUACAAAUGUGAGAUUUGUGGGAAAUGUUUUGCUAUAAAAGGUUAUCUCAAGACUCAUGUAUUAAUUCACACUGGAAAGAAAGCUCACAAAUGUGAGAUUUGUGCAAAAUGUUUUGCUACAUCAGGUUGUCUCAAGACUCAUGUAUUAAUUCACACUGGAAAGAAGCCUCACAAAUGUGAGAUUUGUGGAAAAUGUUUUACUACAUCAGGUUAUCUCAAGACUCAUGUAUUAUUUCACACUGGAAAGAAACCCUACAAAUGUCAGAUUUGUGGGAAAUGUUUUGCUACAUCAGGUUAUCUCAAGACUCAUGUAUUAAUUCACACUGCAAAGAAACCCUACAAAUGUGAGAUUUGUGGGAAAUGUUUUGCUACAUCAGGUUAUCUCACGAAUCAUGUACUAAUUCACACUGGAAAGAAACCUCACAAAUGUGUGAAAUCUUUUGCUAGGUCAGGGAAUCUCAAGAGGCAUUUAUUAAUUCACACUGGAAAGGAACCUCACAACUGUGAGAUUUGUGGGUAAUCUGUUGCUACGUCAAGCUAUCUCAACAGACAAACAUUAAUUCACGCUGGAAAGAAACCUCACAAAUGUGAGAUUUGUGGGAAAUAUUUUGCAGAGUCAGGCGAUCUCAAGAAACAAACAUUCAUACACACCUAGAAACGACCUCACAAAUGUGAAAUUUGUGGCAAAUCAUUUGCUAGAUCAGGUGAUCUCAAGACAGAUGCAUUAGUCCACAUGGGAAGGGGACCUCACAAAUGUGACAUCUGUGACAAAAGUUUCACUCAGUUGGGUACUUUCAAGACACAUGCAUUACUUCACAUCAGAAAGUAACUACAAGUAAUUGUUAGUUUAUGCACAUAGAUUUUCCUGGUUGGUGCCCUCAAGGCCUAUAAAAUAAUGAACGUAGUAGGGGGACAAUAAAUUGUAAUGCCUGUGAAAUAACAUUAAAGUGUGGUAGAAUUGUGAAAAAAGUGCAAUAAUGUGUACUAUAUUGAGGUAACAGAUAAUUUGAAAAACAAAAAUCCCUAUCUGUAGCUUGA
Molecule: messenger RNA, 2146 nt
Organism: Schistocerca americana (American grasshopper)
Lineage: Eukaryota; Metazoa; Arthropoda; Insecta; Orthoptera; Acrididae
Product: zinc finger protein 708-like
Exons: 3
Coding region: 12-1628 (538 amino acids)
Biological process (GO): regulation of transcription by RNA polymerase II
Cellular component (GO): nucleus
Molecular function (GO): RNA polymerase II cis-regulatory region sequence-specific DNA binding; DNA-binding transcription activator activity, RNA polymerase II-specific
Source: RefSeq, a predicted model, not a curated record